Molecule: messenger RNA, 2155 nt
Organism: Alnus glutinosa
Lineage: Eukaryota; Viridiplantae; Streptophyta; Magnoliopsida; Fagales; Betulaceae
Product: cytochrome P450 734A1
Exons: 5
Coding region: 271-1866 (531 amino acids)
Biological process (GO): brassinosteroid homeostasis; brassinosteroid metabolic process
Molecular function (GO): oxidoreductase activity, acting on paired donors, with incorporation or reduction of molecular oxygen; heme binding; monooxygenase activity
Source: RefSeq, a predicted model, not a curated record
UCGUUGACCCUUAGAAUUCCAAUGGCGGCCCCUACGGCGUUGCUCUUGCUUAGCCUCUCCCUCCUAACAAGAGAACCAACUGUGUCUGUCUCUCUCUCUCUCUGUGUCUCUCUCUCUCUCUCUGUGUGAUAUAGUAGUAUUAAAGCCAGGUCACUACACAACAAGUAAAACAACAUAAGCAAAGCAGAUAAGAAGCAACAAAGGCUGCUCUGCUACGAACUGACCAAGAGAGAGAGAGUAUUUGCUUUUUAAAGAAUUUGAAGCUCAAAAAUGGAGGAGCUCUUGUCAUGGAUUAAGCUUCUUGUCGUGUCUUUAAUCUUCUUAGUGUUUCUGCUUAAGGUGGUCGUGUUGCUUUGGUGGAGACCCAGAAAGAUUGAAGACCAUUUCUCCAAGCAAGGGAUCAGAGGCCCCCCUUACCGUUUCUUCAUUGGAAAUGUCAAAGAACUUGUCGGGAUGAUGUUGAAGGCCUCCUCUCAGCCCAUGCCUUUCUCUCACAACAUCCUCCCCAGAGUCCUCUCCUUCUACCAUCACUGGAAAAAAAUCUAUGGUGCAACAUUUCUGGUGUGGUUCGGACCGACUGUUCGUCUCACCAUCGCCGAUCCAGACCUCAUCAGAGAUAUCUUCACCUCCAAGUCAGAAUUCUAUGAGAAGAUUGAGGCUCACCCACUUGUUAAGCAGCUUGAAGGUGAUGGCCUCCUCAGCCUCAAAGGAGAGAAAUGGGCUCACCAUCGGAAAAUCAUCACCCCCACCUUCCAUAUGGAAAAUCUCAAACUGUUGAUACCCGUGGUGGCGAAGAGCGUGGUGGACAUGUUGGACAAGUGGUCAGCAAUGUCGGACUCCGGCGAGGUUGAAAUUGAGGUUUCCGAGUGGUUCCAAACAUUAACAGAGGAUGUCAUCACACGAACGGCAUUCGGUAGCAGCUACGAAGACGGAAAAGCCAUUUUCCGGCUACAAGGACAACAGAUGGCCCUUGCCGCCGAUGUUUUUCAAAAAGUUUUCAUUCCUGGGUAUAGAUUCUUACCCACAAAGAGAAAUAUGAAUUCUUGGAAAUUGGAUAAGGAAAUCAAGAAAUCUGUAGUGAAGCUGAUCGAACGGCGGAAAGAGAGUAGUGGUAGCGGUACUGCUGGUGAUGUAAAAAUGGCGGAGAAAAGUCGCAAGGAUCUGCUGGGCCUCAUGAUUCAGGCAUCAAAUACCUCUCCAUCAUCAAAUAUCACUGUCCACGACAUUGUGGAAGAGUGCAAGAGCUUUUUCUUUGCCGGCAAACAGACCACAUCCAAUUUGCUGACGUGGACAACGGUUCUUCUAGCUAUGCACCCACACUGGCAGGUAAAGGCACGUGAGGAGGUUCUGGGGGUGUGUGGGGCACGUGAUACACCCAGCAAAGAUGAUGUUGUCAAGCUUAAGACGCUCGGCAUGAUCUUGAACGAGUCCCUCCGAUUGUACCCUCCGACGAUCGCGACGAUCAGACGGGCCAAAGUCGAUGUGGAGCUGGGGGGCUACAGGAUCCCACGUGGGACCGAGAUUUUGAUCCCGAUCUUGGCCGUCCAUCAUGAUCAUGCCCUGUGGGGCAAUGAUGCUAAUGAAUUCAACCCUGCCCGAUUCUCCGAGGGCGGGGCACGUGCUUCGAAGCAUCCGAUGGCCUUCAUUCCGUUCGGCCUUGGGGUCCGCACGUGCAUCGGACAAAAUCUGGCAAUGUUGCAGGCGAAACUAGCGCUGGCAAUCAUAUUGCAAAGGUUUUCCUUUAGGUUGUCCCCAAGCUAUCAGCACGCACCGACGGUCCUGAUGCUGCUUUACCCACAAUACGGUGCACCCAUCCUUUUCCGAUCUCUUUCCCAUCCUAUGGUCCCCAAAGAUCAACGGUCCUAAAUAUGUUACCGUCUCUCUCUCUCUAUAUAUAUAUAUAGAGACCAAACAUCGAGUGUGAGCACGCGUAUGCUGCAACCUGGAGUGACCAAAAUGCCCUUGCUGAUAAUUAUAUAUAUAUAGGAGGAUCUAAGAGAUAUGUUUCAAGAAAUAUCGUUGUAUUUUGCCUUCAUCACCUUUGCUCUACUGACCCUCCAAUCUCCAUGUCCAUGAUUUUAUUUUUAUUUUUAUUUUAUUUUAUUUUUUUACCAAAAGAAUGUUUGCCCUGGCGUGUAACCAUGGAUUUCGAUCA